Sinocyclocheilus anshuiensis is the source of this 1297-nucleotide messenger RNA. RefSeq names its product cAMP-dependent protein kinase inhibitor beta-like. The record is from RefSeq and is a predicted model, not a curated record. Bases 201 to 431 code for a protein of 76 amino acids. The transcript is spliced from 3 exons. Lineage: Eukaryota; Metazoa; Chordata; Actinopteri; Cypriniformes; Cyprinidae. Gene Ontology annotation, molecular function: cAMP-dependent protein kinase inhibitor activity. Gene Ontology annotation, biological process: negative regulation of protein kinase activity.
CAGCGGCGCGCGGUGUAGUUGUGCUCGCUCGCGCUGGACUCAGUAGCAGAGAGAAGGAGAAUCACGACGAAGAUGGUCUCAAUACGCGGAGUUCCCCUCGCGGAUAGCCUCUGUUGGUACUGAUUCGGAGUGUUCUCCCGGAUAGCUCUGCUUCGAGGAGUUGCUUCAUUUUCGGAAUGAUGCUAUGAAGACCACCAGAGAUGACUGAUGUGGAACCUGUUGUCUCUGACUUUGCAGCCACGGGCAGGACUGGCCGGCGGAAUGCAUUGCCAGAUAUUCUAGGUUCCACGGCUGGUCCUGGAGCUGCCGACCUACCUGAUAAACUAGCUGAGCUUUCAGUAGGAGAUGAUGGCGAACAGGGCGGAGAGAGCUCAUCCUCGUCCGACCCACCUAAGGAAACCACAGAGGGGGCAAAGACAGAGGGCUCAUAACUCGACACCAACGCCGUAGUGAUCUGACCUCAUGAGAGACUCACACAUGACCUGCCUCUACUCUUGUCCCAUUGACCAAACAACUGUUACACUCUGUGCUAUGCAACAUCAAGACCACCUAUGAUUAGCAUUCGGAUGUGGGCCAGUGGAAAACAGCUCAUUCCUUUUAUAGGAAUUCAUCUGAAAUUGUGUUUUUCAAAUAUCAACGUUUGUUCAUUUCAUACCUCGAUGACUUUGUCAAAUUUGACUUUUUCCCCCAAAGACUCACUGUCAUGAUUUUCCUAACGACCGGCUGUUUUGUGUGUCUUUUGAAAACAGAUGUGACCUGCUUUCUCAUUUUAAAAAGCGACAUUUUGUUUAAUUUUAAGACUUUCCAUAAUAGCAUUCUUCUCUGAAUGUUGACAUUUAGUGGCAAAAAUGUAUCUUUUUGCACAAAAAAGUAAAUACAUUCCAUUUGGUGAUGUAAGUAAAGUUUUUUAUCUUACGAUAUUUGUCUGUCCUUGUACAACAUCACAUCAUUUGUGUUUUGUAUUGUAAAGAUAUGCAUUGUUAAUAUUCGACCCAGAAGAUAAGAAAGAGUGCUGAAUAACAUGAAAUAUGAUAUUUUCUUCUUGUAAAUACAGAAUUGUACAUUAUAUUUGCUAGUUUUGUUUAAAAGGCUUUUGUUUUGUGCGUAACUUCUGUCAGUGCUGCCCUGCGUGAGCUCAAAUUGGAUUGUUAGCUGAUGUAUUGCUGCAAACAUCAGUGGUCAUGUCAUUCGGACAUCAUCUUAAGUGCUUGUCUCAGAUAUUUCUUUGCUGUUGUUGAUGGCAAUGAAAAAAUAUGAUUGUGGAGACUUGUUGUUCUUCCUCUCUUUCAUCUUUUCC